AUGCUGUUGAUCGAGCAAAAUGCCAUGCAACUCAUUCCUCUCGAUUCGCUCCUCUCCACAAUGUUGGCCGGUCUGGCGGCGGGAUUUAUGAUUUUUGGAGGUAUGUUGAUUUAUGUUGUUUAUGCAUCUUGUGAUAUUGUUUUUGAAAUUUUAGGUGUGGUAAUUUUGAAAUUGGAUUAUACGGGGUGGAUUUUUGGUUGAAGUUGUCGUAUAUAGGGGAUAGAUUUUGAUAGAGCUAGCACUUUUUCUAGCUGCAGGGAAAGAUGGGUUUAUUAAUACUUUUAAGUCAUACUCUAAGUCAUAAUUUAUAUUCGGGCUUUUUUGUAUAAUUUAUUACCUAAAUUUCUCUUUUUUUUCAAGAUUUCAUUUAUUUUAUGAUUUAAUUAGUCGUUUUUUUUGUGAAAAAUCACUUUUCGAGCAAAAAAUUAUAAAAAAGCAGCGGUUUGUCAAUAAAAGUACAAAAAGUAUGGUAGAUUAGCAUAUUAAUCAUGCCGUUUUGUAAAAAAAGUGAUUCAAACGUGAGAAAAAGGUCAUGUGGAACAACAAAUAAACUGGUUUUGAAUUUGAAAAGUUUUGACAAUGCAUAAACAAGUUAAUUUGAGUUUUUGUAAACAUGAAAAAAAUGUUUUUAUGCUAAUUUAUGAAAUUUUAAAAAUCUGAUUUUGAAACAAUUUUUUUUUAAAUUUAAAACUUUUUCAAAUUUUUUAUUGUGGUACCGAAGAUAUUGAAAUUGUAAUAUUUUUCAAAGUUAUGACCUUCCCAACCUCACCAAACUCAUUUCAGGAGCAAUCCCAUACGUGUUCCAGUACGCCGAGAUCUACAAACGAAAGUCGGCACUAGGCUUCUCGUUGUUGGUAUGCCUAGCACUAUGUGUCGCCAACAUUCUGCGUAUCGAGUUUUGGUUUGGGAAACGCUUCGAAAUCACGCUAUUGAUUCAAUCGGUGGUCAUGUUGGGUUGCAUGUUGUUGAUGUUGGAGAUCUCGGUACGAAUGAAUAGGAAAAUCACACCGCCAUCGCAACGGAAAAGUGUUUGGAGUGAGUUUUUUUUGAGUAAGGGUUAA
Bursaphelenchus okinawaensis is the source of this 1061-nucleotide messenger RNA. NCBI's taxonomy places the organism in Eukaryota, Metazoa, Nematoda, Chromadorea, Rhabditida, Aphelenchoididae. The record is from the annotation of a GenBank genome assembly.